AUGUCAGCAUCGUCUACACAAUCAAACCACAAUAACAAUAACGCGACACACUUUGUUCCUCCACCGCCGCUAUUCUGCUUUGACAAACAUAACAGCAACAACAACAAUAACCACAAUAAUAACAAUCAUAGUAGUAACAGCACCAGUAGUAGUAAUAUCAACUCAAUUGGUGUUACUUCACCAUCAUUAGUGAUGGCCAAUGACCUCACCCAAUAUCAACACCAGGCACAGGUGGUCCAGGUAGUUAGCGUGGUACCAUCUCUAAAUACACAGCACUUGGAUGGAUUGGUUCCACCCAAUGUUACCUCGCCAACAUCCUCGACUUCCACAUCCACCACAAGUACUGCAACCAACACUCCAGCUGCAGCAAACAAGCUUGGUAACAACCUUACCGACUACUUUGAAUGGUGUUCGAGUCUGAUCAGCCAGAACAAUCAGGACGCAUCCAAUCAGCAACAGCAGCAGCAACAGCAACAGCAGCAGCUACAGCAACAACAAUCAUUGUACUCAAACAAUGACGAUCAUCAGAACAAUGGAAACAGUCCAGUAUUCAAUCUGCCAUUGCAAUCGACCUAUCAAGACAGCAAUGAAAUGACAUCAUUCUCAAAGUAUCAACCUACCACCUUGACUCCAUUGUAUGAGGAUGCCACAUCGAUGGUCUCCUCCCCAGCCAUGACCUAUUCUCAAUUCCUCCCCAAGUAUGGUGUUGUGCUCAAUGUCAACAAGAAUGUUCUUCCACCUCAGGCAUGGAGCUCUCCCGCACUCAAUCAAGUGGACAACAACAAUGGCAACAACAACCAAUCAUCCAAUGGCAUCGGUAACUUGGCAUUUAGUUUGGGAAGAAUGAAUGAGCAGCCAAUGAACAAUCGCAGCAAUAACAACAAUCAUCAUCAUCAGCAUAAUGGUGAUGGUAACACAAGAACCCCCAUCAUUGGCAGUCCCUUCCUCCAUCAACAACAACAACAUCAACAACAUCAUCAACAUCAACACAAUGGUAAUGCGGACAACAAACAGACACAACAACAUCACAUUAAUCUUGCACUGGACCAACAAUUGAUGCUUCAGAAUAAUGGUGACAUAACCGAUCAUACUCCACCCAAUCCAUUCGAUCACUGGGAGACUGGCCUCGAGCCAGACUCUCUAAAGAAGCAACUGCAGCUGUCUCCGCCAACCGCACUCCAAUCACCUGUCGUCAUGUUUGAGCCAUAUCGUGGUGGCACCGACACGGGCCAGCAUCGCGCCUGCUGGAUGUUGCUCGAGCCAAUGCAUCGAAACUACUACCAGCCCAUCAUGUUCAAGAUACCCAGCGACACUAAUCCGUUGGUGACAGGCAGCUCGCUGUCGCCAGCCACAGUUAUGCUCAAGGAUGCAGCGUCACCAUUCUCAUCGGGCAAUCGCUACGACGACUAUCGCAUCUACAUCCACUCGUCGCUGGGCUACUCGGGCAAUGCCAAGCGCUUCAAGCAGUACCCUGAGCCCAACGAGAAGGCGCUGAUCCUCGACGGCAACGUGUACGAUGGCAACCUGAACCCGAUAUACAAUUGCAAAAUAUGCUCCGAGUACUACCAGACCAAGUCGUACUUCUCGGCCAACCCGCAGGCCAAGGGCAAGAUCCUGUUGGUCAAGAACAACAUCCUGACGCGCAUCAAGGAUGGCGGGUUCGUCCUCUCUGUGAAACCAAUGUGCUGCAGUGGACACAACUCGCACAUUCCACUCUACUUCCACUUCACGCUCAGUGAUCCAUUCAGUGACCAAGUCGUGUUCCAAUCACUCAUGAGUGUCAACGUCAAGCAAUGGAAGAAGUCCAUCCAGUCCAAGACAAAGAAGGCCAAAACAGAGUGA
Molecule: messenger RNA, 1842 nt
Organism: Acytostelium subglobosum LB1
Lineage: Eukaryota; Evosea; Eumycetozoa; Acytosteliales; Acytosteliaceae
Exons: 2
Coding region: 1-1842 (613 amino acids)
Source: RefSeq, a predicted model, not a curated record